AUGGAAGCUCAAACCACCGGGCAUCUGUCUGGAGACCCAUGGGUUGAGAAGAAGGACAUUCUUCACCGCCUGUAUGUGCAGGAAAAGAAAAAGCUCACAGAAGUCAAGACAAUAAUGGAAAAAGAAUACGGAUUUCCUAGUGCACCAAUUUCCACAUACGAAACAAAGCUGAAUAGGCUCCUGGGCCUGCGGAAAAACCUGAAGCGUUCCGACUGGUUGAUCGUUGAGAAGCGGCUGAAAGCGCGAGGUCAGAAACCUACCGAAGUCCUCCUUUGCGGCAAGAUUAUGGAGCCGCAAAAGCUACGGAGAAAGAUAACGAGGGCUCGAGCCAAAGCGGCUCUACUUGAUGGGAGCUAUAUCACUUCGCAGAAGCCGUUCUUGGAUCUGAGCUCUGAAAUCGCCAGAUUCUAUGACACGGAUACCGCCUCGGGUCUUGGGUGGCAGGCGCAGAGAGGUUUUACUAGGAGAAGCGUUGGGAUAUCCGUCAUUGCAGUCGCGGCACUCAUGAAGGAUAGUCCUUUCUCCUGCUUCAGACAAGAUCUCCGCCAGCUGAGCUUCGUCGACAAUCCACCCCGCUUCGACAGCACUUCCAUUAUUCGACGGUUAAUCGAACAAGGUGUCUCUCCCUACGCGGAAAUUCGAACUGCCCUUCUCUUCAAACGAGCGCCUUUUCAUAUCGCAGCGGAUAACUGCAACCAUUCUUUACUAUCAUACCUCUUGGAUGCUGGUAUUGAGCCUCACCAUAGAGACUCAAAGGGGCACACACUGCUCGGGCUGGUGAUGAUGGCGAAGGCCGACCAGUCGGACAAAGUCGCAUGCAUCCAAUUAUUAUUUGAAGCUGGCGCCGACGCUCAAGCACCAAUGAAAUCUGCGAGGAUGGAUGGCUUUGAGCCACAAGACCCGAGCGCUUUGGACUUCGAGCUAUCCCAUGUCGACUGGGCGUAUCUAAACGUCCCAGAGCUCUACCACAGCUGCUUCGAGAAGUAUGAAUCCACGCCCAAUCUUACCAUCUCGGGGAUUCUCUCCGCGUCGGUUAACGGCCCUGAGGCAUUGAAAUCUUAUGUGAACUCCAAAUCGUUCUUUUGCCGACCCCGCCGCGAUCUCAUGCUAGAAAAGGCUCUCUAUUUCCUCUGCACCCUCUCGGGUAUUGAACGGCGGGUAAAAGCCGCGAGAGAAUUGCUCAGUCUUGGUGUUGAUGCAGACGCUGUUAGAUUUCGCAGAAGCAUGAGCUCUCGUCUCUGCGAAGGCGCCUUUUUUCCCACCUAUAUAAGUAUCCCCCCUCCAGUCGAGCGCAUUCUAUCAAGAAUGGAACCAGAUACUCUGGAUCAAGAUUUGGAAUUGCUCACUUUGUUCAUCUGCCCCGGCGCGACGAUAAAAUUUCGGGUGGCCCUUACUCAGGCAGCUUCUACAAACCAGAUCCGUGCUCUCGAGCUCCUCAUCAACACCAUGAAUGAUGCUGACAUUCCCAUCCAUGGAGUUCCCGCAUUGGUUUGCGUGGCACGACGUAACAACGCCGAUGCUGUUUCACUCCUCUGUAAACACGGUGUUUCUAUCAACAGCCAACUUCACAAUCGAUCAGUGCUCGCCCACGCCCUUGGGCCUGGUAGAGAUGGCAGGUUUCCCUCCACGAGGGCAAAUGCCGCCAUGUUUCAGCUUCUUCUCGAUUUGGGAGCCAGAAUUGCACCGCCGGCCGACAGAGAAAUCCUAGAAAUAAUCCUAGAGAGCGACACCAAGGAUAAGUGUGAGAAAGUCGAGAUUAUGAUUCGUCAAGGUGUCGACUUCUCUUGUUGGAAUGGACUGUCUUUGACCUUGGCUAUUAUGACUUGGGAAGAGUGGUACGACUCUGAUACACCAGACCCUAAUUCCUGGCAACCCAGAGCGUUUGGGCUGCUCCUGGAUCAUAACUUCCCUGUUACCCAAACCGAGUUCUGCGAUCGUCGCGGAGAAAAAGAAUGUGCGCUCUCCUUUAUCAUCCUGAUGAAGGCAGAUGUGAGGUUAGUGCGACGACUUCUUGAUGCUGGCGCGAGCAUCAACCCAAGGCGCGAAGAAUGUUACCGCACGCCCUUACAGGCGGCAGCACUAGUGGGAAAUAUGGAUUUGGUGAACGAACUUGUUCGUCGAGGGGCAUACAUCAAUCCUCCAGCGCCGGGUCCCCAUUCCGACCCUGUUCUUGUAUGCGCAUGCCGGAGCGAAGAAGCGAAACUUGAUUUAAUUCAGUAUCUGAUUGAGAAUGACGCUGAUGUGAACGCGGUAUCUCCCAAGUUACAACGGACCGCGUUGGAGGUUGCUUCGAGGUAUGGCCGGGUGGACGUCUUGACCACACUCCUUGACGCAGGCGCAAGAUGGAACCGAUCAGGCCAGAAAAUGAGCGCGUUAGAUAUAGCUGCUCGCUGGGGCCACAUUGAGGCGGUUCAUUUGUUAGUCAAGAUUGGAGUGACGAGUGCAAAGCCUGGGAAAACUGGCUACGAUUAUGCCAUUGAACUUGCAGACAAGGGAGAUCACUGGACUGUUGCGGAAGUGAUUCGUCGUUACGCGAAGGAGAAAAGAGCUUAA
Molecule: messenger RNA, 2553 nt
Organism: Scedosporium apiospermum
Lineage: Eukaryota; Fungi; Ascomycota; Sordariomycetes; Microascales; Microascaceae
Exons: 4
Coding region: 1-2553 (850 amino acids)
Molecular function (GO): protein binding
Source: RefSeq, a predicted model, not a curated record